Messenger RNA from Hippoglossus stenolepis (Pacific halibut), 3710 nucleotides. RefSeq names its product protein kinase C delta type. Gene Ontology annotation, biological process: protein phosphorylation. The record is from RefSeq and is a predicted model, not a curated record. Gene Ontology annotation, molecular function: ATP binding; diacylglycerol-dependent serine/threonine kinase activity. Bases 404 to 2458 code for a protein of 684 amino acids. The transcript has 17 exons. NCBI's taxonomy places the organism in Eukaryota, Metazoa, Chordata, Actinopteri, Pleuronectiformes, Pleuronectidae.
GUGUGUGCGUGUGUGUGUGUGUGUGUGUGUGUGUGUGUGUGUGUGUGUGUGUGUCUGUGGGAAUUCACCUGGGUGACGUCACACGUUCACUACACACUGCAUCGCGCGCUGCCGUGGAGCCGCAGUACGGAGCCGAGCAGCCACAGAGGACAGAGGAGACAGAGGAGACAGAGGCAGAGGACAGAGGACAGAGGAGACAGAGGCAGAGGACAGAGGACAGAGGACAGAGGAGACAGAGGCAGUCAGUUUGAAUGAACAGCAGCGGACUCGAACACUUCCUGAAGCACCACUGAAGAAAGAGUUUGUGAAGUGGCACUUCCAGGAAAGACCGAGAUUCAAACACCAAACCCACGACAAACCCGAGGCGGCUCAGCGGAGGAGGAGGCGUAGGUGAGUGGUCACCAUGGCACCCUUCCUGCGCAUCUCUCUCAAUGCUCAUGACCUGGGCGUUCUGGCUCCUCAAUCUGAACCUCCCAUCUGUGCCAUCAAGAUGAAGGAGUCUCUCAACACAGAGCGAGGAAAGACCCUGGUCCAGAGGAAGCCCACCAUGUAUCCAGGAUGGAAGUCCAAUUUUGAUGCUCACAUUUAUGAGGGGCGUGUCCUAGAACUGGUUCUCAUGCAGAAGACUGAUGAGCCAUUGGCCAAGGCCACAGUGGGCGUGUCUGUACUGGCAGAACGCUGUAAACAGUCCAAAAACAACGGACGUACCGAGUUCUGGGUGGACCUAUAUCCUUCAGGGAGGAUCCAGGUGGCUGUACAGUUCUUCCUGGAGGACAGUGAUGCAGAGUCUAUGAAGUCGUCAGUGAAGCUUCCUCCGGAGGAUGGAGUCAUGACCCUCAACAGGAGGAGGGGAGCUUUCAAGCAGCCCAAGGUUCACAUGAUCAAGAACCAUGAGUUCACCGCCACUUUCUUCGGCCAGCCCACCUUCUGCUCUGUGUGCAGAGAGUUCCUCUGGGGGCUCAACAAGCAAGGUUACAAGUGCAGACAAUGCAAUGCGGCAAUCCACAAGAAGUGCACCGAAAUUAUCAUUGGCAGGUGCACUGGAACGGCAGCGAACAGUCGUGAUACUGUGUUCCAGAAAGAGCGCUUCAAGAUUGAUAUGCCACAUCGUUUCAAGCACUAUAACUACAAGAGCCCCACUUUCUGUGACCACUGUGGCAGUCUGCUGUGGGGUCUCUACAAACAGGGCCUCAAAUGUGAUGACUGUGGCAUGAACGUACACAGUAACUGUCAGAAAAAAGUGGCCAAUAUGUGUGGAAUCAACCAGAAACUCCUGGCAGAGGCUCUGUCUCACGUCGCCCAGAAAUCUAUGAAGAAGCCAGAUGACUCCGAGGCAGCAGACGUUGGGAUCUACCAAGACAUCCAAAGUGCAACAGUAGACCCUAGUGGUGGUAAGGGGAAGGCAGGAGAGGGCGUGAGCCCAGUCCCAGUGGCCUCGACAGUCCCCCGGGUACACCUCACCUUGAACCACCUGGUGUUCCACAAGGUGCUGGGCAAAGGCAGCUUUGGAAAGGUGCUGCUGGCAGAGCUGAAGGGACAGGGUAAGUACUUUGCCGUGAAGGUUCUGAAGAAGGAUGUAGUUCUCAUGGAUGACGACGUGGAGUGCACCAUGGUGGAGAAGAGAGUCCUGGCCCUCGCUUGGGAGAACCCCUUCCUCACACACCUCUACUCCACGUUCCAGUCUAAAGAGCACCUCCUCUUUGUGAUGGAGUACCUGAAUGGAGGCGACUUGAUGUUCCACAUCCAGGACAAAGGGCGCUUCGAUCUCAACAGAGCCACAUUCUAUGGUGCUGAGAUAAUAGUGGGACUGCAGUUCCUCCACUCAAAAGGAAUCAUCUACAGAGAUUUGAAGCUGGACAAUGUGAUGCUGGACAAGGAUGGACACAUAAAGAUUGCAGACUUUGGCAUGUGCAAAGAGAAUGUGUUUGGAGAGGCCAGAGCCACAACAUUCUGUGGAACACCAGACUACAUUGCACCAGAGAUCCUGUUAGGACAGAAGUACACCUUCUCAGUGGACUGGUGGUCUUUUGGUGUGCUAGUGUAUGAGAUGCUGAUUGGUCAGUCACCUUUCCAAGGUGAUGAUGAGGACGAGCUGUUUGAAUCCAUCAGGUCGGACACUCCUCACUACCCUCGCUGGAUCUCCAAGGAGGCCAAGAACCUGAUUGAACUGUUGUUUGAUCGAGACCCCAGUCGGAGGUUGGGCGUGGUGGGAGACAUCCGUAAACACUCCUUUUUCAAAACCAUCAACUGGCCAGCACUGGAGAGGAGAGAGGUGGACCCCCCUUUCAAGCCCAAAGUGAAAUCUGCCAGUGACUGUAGCAACUUUGACAGAGAGUUCCUGAGUGAAAAGCCUCGCCUCUCCCACGCAGACAAGAACCUCAUCGACUCCAUGGACCAGACCGCAUUUGCUGGCUUUUCCUUUGUCAACCCCAAGCUAGAACAAAUGAUAACCAAGUGAACAUGCAAAAUGGUUUCCCUGGGAGCACGGUCCUAGCCCAGCACCCCAAAACAGGUUGUUAUCCUGCUGUCUUAUCAACUGGAUGGACGACAAGAACAUGAAAAGAUUUGGGCUCGACUAUGACUUAUGCACUUCCUCUGUCAGAGGAUGAGAUAAAAUAAUACUGUUGUUUGCCAAUGUUUAAACCAAUAAUCAUGUCUCAGCGGUCAAACGUGUAUAAAGGAGUGUAAAGCUGAAGGAAAUUAAGGGAGAUUCUAAAAGAAACCAAUGUUACUAUAAUCAAUGCUGGGGGGGUGGUCAAUUCUGCAUUUUGCUGUUUCUUACUUUUCUGUGAUUUUUGUUGUUGUCAUGAUCACAUCUUGAAUCUGUACAAAUCGUCUAUUGGACAUAAUUUGAAUGAAAUAUAUAUAUACAAAUAUACAAAUAUAUCCACCUUGCAUCGCACCCGCAUGUCAGGAGAAGUCAGUGGUACAGACAGUAUUCACUCUCACCCUGUGUUGCUUUGCCCGCUGUAUACCCGCUUGCACAUCCCCAUCUGGGAGUGUGUGUUAGCACAUGCACACCAGUGUGUGGGUGUGUGCAGGUAUUUUCUUAGAUGCAAAUGGUGCUGCUGUGCCCGGUAACAUUGUCUGCUUUUCAAUGAAUCCUUGGUUUAUCCAGUCGUCAUAGGAAGAAUUGUAGCACAAAGCUGGGAGAGGGAGAGUGGGGGGUUGUUAAAUCCCUCUGAAUUAAGCUUAUUGAGGAACUGUUCCCUUCACACUGCACAUUCACACACACCUCAAAGAGUGUGAGAAUGUGCGUUUCUGUUUUUUUAAAUUUAGCAGAGACAUCUGCAUGUUGUCUUAUUUUCUUUUUUGUGCCACUGAUGUCAAACCUCAGGCUGCUCAUCAAACUAAAGCGUAACAUAAAACAAUCGAUCCGCAUGUCAUGCUCGGGUUCAUUUCCUGGGUUGUCAGCAGACUUACUGGAAAGAGCUGUAGCAGCGGUGUGGUACUAUACCUGAAGGAUGUGUGUAGAAGGAUGUGUCAUUUUGUGUAGGAGGGAGGGGCUUAUUUCACUGGAAACACAAAGUCUUUGAGAUGUAUUAUAUUACUUGAAUGUAGGAAUUUUUAACAUGAGAAUAAUAGUGCUGUCUAUGUAAAAAAAAACAAUAUGUACGUAACCAUGAGCUGUCUCCUGAGUUAAGGGUCUACUUUUUUACUCUCCUCGUCUUUUACAUCUGAUUAUAAAUAAAUAUAAUAUAAACUCAAAA